UUAACAUCUAAAGCUGUGGCAACUUUUAAUUAAAUUUUUAAUUUUACAAGUGUUUGUACGAAUUGUUCAAGAAAGGUUUUCAACGUAAUGGCUUCGGCAGGGAAAAAAGGAAAGAAGAAGGGCACCGUAAUAUCAUUGCAGUCUUUUCUGGCAAAUGGUGAUGUACCCGUGGGAAUCACACAAGUAGCUAAAAAAGUAAGGAACCUUGAGGGUGAAGAGAGUGACGAUGGAGUUAAUACUAUGCCUCUAGUUUUUCAAUUACCGACUGCCCCUAGAGCAAAUCGUAUAUUUGAUGAUGAUUCCGUUCCACAUAGCCCUCCAUAUAUUGCAUAUUUAACUAACCUUCCUUUUGAUGCAAAGGAAGAAGAUUUACAAGARUUUUUCGGAGCAACACCAAUAUUAUCUUUGCGUUUACCUCGUGAGGAAGGCGAAACAGGUCGAGUAAGAGGAUUUGGUUAUGUUGAGUUUGAGAAUAGAGAAGACUUAAUCAAUACUCUAAGUUUGCCAGACCCAUCUAUUAAAAGCAGAAGAAUUAGAAUAGAACUUUCAAAUGAGAGUGAUAACCAAGGUUUUAGACAAAGAGGAAAUCGCCGUGGCUUUGAUGGUUUCAACAACAGUUUAGAAAAUAGAGAAUCAACCAAUUGGCGUCGAGACAACAAUACUAAUAAUUCCAAUGAUGGUUAUGGUAAGCACUUUAAUCGAGAAAGAAAGUAUGAACCAGACGAAAAUAAAUCUAAUAGCUCUUGGCGGUCUGGAAUCAGAACUAAUACAAACCAAAGUCUUGAGUCGAAAUUCAGAAAUAGAGAUGCCGAGAGAGGCAUUUCAAUAAAAUUUAAAAGCGAUGACCAAGAAUUUGAAAGACCUAAACUUAAUUUGAAGCCGCGCACAUUACCUCUGCCAGUUGUGAACAAAGAUUUAGAUAGAGACAUAGAAAGCAUAGAUGAAAAUGAAAGAAAAUUCAAGCAAGGUGGUGUUACAUCUCAAAAGGUCUUUGGUUCUGCAAAGCCAGUAGAUACAGCAACUCGUGAAUUGGAGAUAGAAGAAAGAAUGACCGAAGCUCGUCGUCAGCAGCAGUUAAAACAAGAACUUGAUCAAGGUGAAAUCAACGAUAUGAUUGGAGACAUUCAGUUGGAGAAAACUAAUAAGGAUUCUACGAAUUACACUACAAGCUGGCGUAGAAAAGAUGUUGCGGUGCAAAAUUUGGAUAACAACAGUGUAGGACAGAGUAGAGAUUUACUGGAACCACAGAAAAUCGAAAGUCGUCGUUUUAACAGAGAUGAAAAUCAACAAAUCAGGAAUCGUGAGUACUUUGACCGCGAUAAAACCGGCUAUAUACAGCGAGAUGGAAAGCACAAAGAGGAAAAUAAAAUUAAGAGAAUAACGAAAAACGAGCGCACAUUUCCAAAAUGCCAGGAUAAUAUAAAUCUUCCG
This is a messenger RNA of Bactrocera latifrons, 1431 nucleotides long. RefSeq names its product eukaryotic translation initiation factor 4B (gene eIF4B). Gene Ontology annotation, molecular function: RNA binding. The record is from RefSeq and is a predicted model, not a curated record. NCBI's taxonomy places the organism in Eukaryota, Metazoa, Arthropoda, Insecta, Diptera, Tephritidae.